Stegastes partitus (bicolor damselfish) is the source of this 2973-nucleotide messenger RNA. Its product is annotated as putative ubiquitin carboxyl-terminal hydrolase 50. NCBI's taxonomy places the organism in Eukaryota, Metazoa, Chordata, Actinopteri, Pomacentridae. Gene Ontology annotation, cellular component: nucleus; cytosol. The transcript is spliced from 12 exons. Gene Ontology annotation, biological process: protein deubiquitination. Gene Ontology annotation, molecular function: cysteine-type deubiquitinase activity. The record is from RefSeq and is a predicted model, not a curated record. The coding region runs from base 151 to 1803 and encodes 550 amino acids.
CUUCAGUCUGCGCAUUUCCUCAUUCUUCAAAAUCGAAAGUGAAACUGUGCAGCGCUUCAAACCAGACGGGCAGCACGGGUGAAUCCAUGCACCUGGAAAAAGGAUGUUCAAAUGUAAAGAUGACAUCACUGUCACGAGAAGGACAUCAGCAUGAAUCGUUAUGUUGUAGAAACGUUCAGAAAGAGACUGGAGGACUUUUCCAUUUCAGACUACCAUGGUCUGAUCAGUCCAGGCCUGACAUGCUACCUGAACUGCGUCCUCCAGGUGCUUUUCAUGACUGAAGACUUCCGGGAGGCUGUGAAAAGAUCCUGCAGUAAAGAUCCAGCAACCAUUGACCGAUAUCUAAGAGAGCUAUUUGGGAGUUUGGAGAAAAGGAUGGCCAAAACGCAUAAGCUUACAAAAAAACUGGGCAUCACAGACGUAUACGAGCAACGGGAUGUUGCUGAGUAUUUUGAGAAGAUCUUGUGUUUGACCAGUCCAGAGGCUUCCAAGAUAUUCAAAGGAGAGCUGAGUCAUAAGACCACAUGCUGCAGGUGCAACAAGGGGAACGAUUCCAGGAGCUUUUUUUGGAUUCUGCCACUUGCUGUGGAAGAUUCAUUUUGUAGAACCUACGAUGUGGAGGAAGGAUUUAAGUCUUACUUCAACGUGCAAAAGGUCUCUGGAGAAAACCAGGUGUACUGCAGCCAGUGUAGUAAAAAGCAAGAUGCAGACACUGUGUGGGAAUUAACACAACAUCCAGAUGUUCUGACCCUCCUACUGAAGAGAUUUACAUUUGAUUACAAGAGGAAGUGUUACGUCAAGCUUCACUGCAAAGCUGAUGUGCCUCAAACUUUAUACACGAAGACAUGCACAUACGACCUCUUUGCUGUAGUUAACCACUUUGGAAAUCUAACAGGAGGUCAUUAUACUGCAGAAAUCAAAUCUUUUGAAACUGGGCAGUGGUACUGCUUCGACGACGACAGCGUGAGGAGGGUCAAGAGUCACCCAUUUGGGAUUGGAGUCAACUCUCUGAGGUCCUGUGCAGCUUACCUCCUCAUGUACAGAAAAAUAAGCGGGCAUCCUGAAAAGGCCGAUGGAAGCGACCGGGAAGCUCAGGGUGCACAUUCAGACGCCGAAGUGGAAGGAAGACGUGAUGAGGCAGAGGGAGGAGAGGCUCUUGGUCCUCAUUACCAACUGAAGGGUGCAAGCUGCAGAGGAGGAGGGGAAAACUUCAAGCAUUUGAACGGUGAUAUAUUAGACAAGAGCCAUGAUGAUGCUUUGGGCAGGAGACAGAAAAACUCCUCUUUAGGGGAUAAACUGCUAAACCACAGAGCAUCACCUCUGAGACAUCCAACCAACAUGUUGCCUCAAACAGACAAUGAAGCAGAUGGAGACAACUACAGUCCAAAUCUGGGUUGUAGCUCUACAAAAACAGCUGUUGAAAGCAACAGUGUGAAAAUUGAAAGGGAGGUGGUGACAUUAAGAAGCAGUGUUAAGCAGGGAAGAGAGGCUAAUGGCAGUGGUAUGAGUGACUCUAGUGCAAAGCCAUGUCAUGCCUCCUCUCAUGGAUAUCCUAGUGCAUCAGAUAUACAACUGACAAGACGCUCAUGCAGACCGCGUAGGGGGAACGAACCCACUGAGUGUUCACCGAAUGUGUGCAGAAAAUCAAGCAGCUCGAGAAGAAACAAGGAGAAACAACAGCAUGUUGUUCAUGCAGACAGCAGCUGCAAACCAGAGGCCACACAAACUGUAGAAGAAAACCGGAGAGGGAAAAGAGAAGCUAAAAAGUGUGAGGACAAAGCAAAAAAAAAUCCAUGGAAGUGAUCAAAUAAUGAGAGUAAGUUGUCUGACUUUAGCACGUUGGGAAUAAUUUAUUAUUUGUAUUAUGUUUUGUCAACAGGUUCACGUUCAAGAGCUGUUGGCUGUCUUCUGCUAUGAAGUGUGACAGACUGUGAUUAUAGAUGAUGUUUGAUGGUAAUUCAUUCUGACAAACUCAUACAGGUGCAGGCAACACAAAUCAUCAACUAGAUAAUCUGCAUUCAUGUCAGAAAAGGCUUUCUAAUAUAAGGACAAAUAUAUAUAUUAAAACAAUCUAUCACUGCUACUGUAUAUUUUGGUCAAUCUGAACUGUGAAAAAUGAAGUUUUUGCUGAGAUGUGGAGAGAAAGACACUAAAAAAAAAGUAAUGCAUGCAGCCUUUAUUACCUACAUGUUGUCUCACUAAACAACAACCAAAUCAAACACAAGAAAUCUUCUUUCAGGUAAAUUUGAAUUUAAUUUCAAAAGUGUUUGUCAUGUAGACUGGUAAUAAAUAAUAGACACUGCUUGUACUGUGGUGAAAUGCUUUUAUUUAAUGUAUAAAAAAUUAAAUAUACUUUCUUCCAAAAAUGCCAUUAAUCCCCUCUGUUUGCAGAUUUACCACGCUCUAGUGAGUCUUGUAUUGAAAUGCGUUUUACAUUGUCAAGAAUACCAUUUGCUACAUAACGAUUGAUAAAUAAUAAAGUGUACUUUUAAAUACGUUGUACUUUAUUAGGAUCGCCGUUAUCUGUUAUGAAAAGCUCUAUGUGAAAGUUAACUUUUUUUUGAAGGUCACAAUGUUCAGUUUCUGUUAGCGUUGUUGUUGUUUUGGGGGCUGUUUUUACUGAGGUUAUAUGAGAAAUGAAUACAGAAAAUUCACACGUUCCAAUUUGUCAGUUAAGAGAAAAGUUAAGGGAAACUCAACUUAUAGCAUCGAGUGACCAAUUCUCACAUUUUCCCCAAAUUUCGAGCAUGUAAAACCGUGUUCAGCGUUCUAGGUCAACACUUACUGCUGUCUGAAACCCACUUCAAGUUUGUGAAAGCUUUAUACUAUUGGUGAAUGUGGCACAUGAGGGACAUUUAACUGCUUUUAUUGAAGGUGGACCACAUUAGACCAGGUCCAGAUCUAAAACCACUAUUUUAAUCCCUGUUUUUUUUAAAUUUAUUUUCACAAAUAUAAUAAAGGGUCAUCAAAUGA